AUGACUUCUAUCAAAUCCUUCUUCGUCAAGCGAUCCCUCUGCUCUACAUCGGGCCCAAUACAAUCUGCUAUUAAGGAGAAACUUACUGCUUUAUUUAAGCCAUCCUAUCUUCAAAUUACCAACGAGAGCGCAAAUCACGCCUCAAACCUUGGCCAAGAAUCGCAUUUUCGCAUUGCCAUCGUGUCGAAGGACUUUGAAAACAUCGGUGACGUGAUGCGUCAUCGACUGAUCAAAAAGGCUCUUCAGCAAGAAUUCGAUGCCGGCUCAACCAGUAACAACUACGACUUACUUUCGAAAGAUGUGUGGCGCGUCUGUGAUUCGCUGGUUCCUGUCUGUCAAGGUCGUUUAAAUUUUCAAAAAUCGUACGUGCGAACGAUUCCCGUGUGCACUUGA
Mesocestoides corti is the source of this 393-nucleotide messenger RNA. The record is from the annotation of a GenBank genome assembly. NCBI's taxonomy places the organism in Eukaryota, Metazoa, Platyhelminthes, Cestoda, Cyclophyllidea, Mesocestoididae.